UUGUAAGAAGCAAGUUUUGUUUAUUGGAUUUGAAAAGAACAGGACUUUCUCAGUAGGUGGACCUUUUUGGCUUUUUUGUUGCUGUUCAUCCCGAUUUAGGAGAAAGGGGAAAAACAAAUAGUCGAAAUGGCAAACAAGGGCCUUCAGAUUCUGGGCUUCGCUCUGGCUCUCAUCGGUGUGAUCGGAUUGAUAGUUGGCACCAUUUUGCCACAGUGGAAGAUGUCAGCCUUCGUCGGGUCAAACAUCAUCACGGCAAUUUCUAUGUACGAAGGACUGUGGAUGUCCUGCGCCUUUCAGAGCACAGGCCAGAUCCAGUGCAAGGUGUACGACUCCAUGCUGCAGCUCAACAGUGCCCUCCAAGCAACACGCGCCCUCAUGGUCGUGAGCAUAAUCGUGGUUGUAGCUGGGAUGGGGGCAGCUUGCAUGGGGAUGAAAUGCACCAACUGCGGAGGUGACGAUCAGGCGAAGAAGGCCAAGAUUGCUAUGACUGGUGGCAUUAUUAUCUUGAUUGGAGGUAAGAAGCAAAUCCCUAAACUCAAACCAGGAGCUUUCGAAACUAGUGGAAACGUAUCAAAUAAUGCCUGUUCUCCCACAGCUUUGUGUGCCAUUGUGGCCUGCUCUUGGUAUGCCAACGACAUUGUCCGAGCCUUCUACGAUCCCUUCACUCCUGUCAACACAAAGUAUGAGUUCGGGUCUGCCAUCUUCAUCGCCUGGGCUGGGUCUUUUUUGGCUGUUAUCGGAGGUGCUAUGCUGGCAGCAUCCUGCCCAAAAGAAAAACGUUCGCCCAGCUAUCCUAUGUCCAGCAGGCCCCCCAGCAACAAGCAGGACUACGUUUGAACAGGAUAGGAACUAGUUAUUGUUUGAUAGAACAUUUUAAUAUUCACGGUGAAUCCAUCUGGACAAAUGUAUAAAAAGAAAGUAUCCAUGAAGUACUGACUUUAUUUUAUAUUACCUUUUUAGUUUUUUUGCAGGACUACUAUUGAUGUUACUGUAAUAUUUUACCAAAUACUUUGAAAAUUUCUUAUUUUUUGCAACACCGGUUGUUUACUUCAGUACACACCGGUCCUGCCCUGUCUGAACUUUAUGUGUACUUUUCAGUGUACUGUGUAUGGAGCUGACAGCUGUAAAGCACUAAGUUAAUUAUGGAGAACCUUGAGGCAGGAAGCACUUUUCGUGUGCAGUACAUUUGAAUGGACAGUGUUGGGCAACAUCUGUUUUACUGUAAGAGUUUUUUUUUUUCCUUUUUAGAUUAAGUUUUUUUAAUGCAUUAGUCAUACCAUGACUUGUACUCAGAUUGCCAAUUUGUAACUUGUGAUACUCUGACAGUUUAAGAUCCACUUGUGUGAAUGAGCUUUGCUUGUAUUGGUGAUUUUUUUUAAAUAAGUUUUGAUGUUGUAAAUAAAGUUAAAGUGAAAGAUCUAA
Molecule: messenger RNA, 1422 nt
Organism: Poeciliopsis prolifica (blackstripe livebearer)
Lineage: Eukaryota; Metazoa; Chordata; Actinopteri; Cyprinodontiformes; Poeciliidae
Gene: cldn7b
Product: claudin 7b
Exons: 3
Coding region: 127-837 (236 amino acids)
Biological process (GO): cell adhesion; bicellular tight junction assembly
Cellular component (GO): plasma membrane; bicellular tight junction
Molecular function (GO): structural molecule activity
Source: RefSeq, a predicted model, not a curated record